Molecule: messenger RNA, 1875 nt
Organism: Copidosoma floridanum
Lineage: Eukaryota; Metazoa; Arthropoda; Insecta; Hymenoptera; Encyrtidae
Source: RefSeq, a predicted model, not a curated record
AUGCGGGGCUCGAGCCAGGAGAGCUCGACACCGUACUGCCGCUGCCGGGUGCUCUACCUCGGCAGCGCGGUGCCCCACGCGAGCAAGGAGGGCCUCUUGGGGGUCCAGGAGCCCCUGAGGGAGCUCUACCCGGAACAGGGGGCCCUCGGGGCACGGGGCAUCGACUCGUGGCUGAGCGUCUGGAGCAACGGGCUUCUACUCGAGAACGUCGACGAGCACCGGAAAAAGGUCACUCGCUUCUUUCCCAUCGAGUCGCUCCACUAUUGCGCGGCGGUGCGCCACGUCAAGGCCGGUGCCGGACCCGACGCGGCGGCCACGACCCGCUUCUUUCCCCUCGACUCGCCCUUCGCCCGCACCCCCAGCGCCAAUCACCCGCCCCUGUUCGCCGCCGUCCUUAGGCGCACCACCGGCAUCAAGGUCCUCGAGUGCCACGCCUUCAUUUGCAAGCGCGACAUGGCGGCCAAUGCCCUCGUGCGCUGCUGCUUUCACGCUUACGCCGACAGUCGCUUCGCCAAGGGCCUCGAACCCCCUCCCAACGCCGGUACCAACAACAACAACAACAACAACAACAACAACAACAACGACAGCAGCAACAGCAGCAGCCCGACCACGGUCAACCACAACAAUCACAACAACGACCAACACCACUACCACCAGUCGACGGGCAGCCUUUACCACACGCUCGGGGGUUCGAGCACGACCCUGGCCGAGGCGCACAACAAUCACAACAAUCAGCAGCAGCAAAACGGCGGCCUGAAGCUCGUCGAUGGUGGCAACGACGACGACACCACCAGCCUCGUGUACAACGGCGACGAGAACCACAAGGUGUGGGCCCGUGGCCGGGACGAGCUGGACGGGCUGUACCAGGAGCAGGGGACCAUGCGCAGUACACGGGGCUCCCGGUUGCGUCAAAUGAUAGCGCCCCCACCCCCGCCGCCACCCCCGCCCAGUCAGCCCCUCAUGGGUACCGAGGAGCCGCGCGGCAACGGUGGCAAGAAGCCCCCCAAGAGUAAGCUGCAGAAGCGCUCGAAGCAGCGCCAAGAAGAUCAACAACUGCAGAUGCAGCCGGUCUACGCGAACGGCCAUCCCCAUCCCCACCCGCACCACCACCACCACCACACGCUCGGGCACCCGGCUCGUCAGGGUGGACCCGGUUACCAUCCCCACCACCCCCAGAGUCGCUCGGUGGCGGGAACUCUGGCCCGACCGGCGCCCAUUCUCCUCGUCCCGGCGGCCACGUUGCCCCGCAAGCUCCACCAUCAUCCCUUGCACCCACCCCCACCGCCCCACCGUGCCAUCCGAGCUGCCGCGCCCAUCGUGCCCCUGUACGCGCCCCUGCCCGUCGUGCCCCCCGUACCUCCAACCGUGAUCUACGGCUACGGGACGACGGGCAACCGGGGCCACGGCCGCCGGCACAACCUCCACCUGGUGGACCAGCAGCAACUCGAGUACGGCUCGAGCCUCGGGCUGCACCAGUCGCGGCGCAUGGCGGCCUCGCACGCUGAUCUCUCGUCGACUAAUGGGCCUGUGGCCCAGCACACGGAGCGGGCCUCCCCCGAGAGCCCGGACAACAACAACGAGUCGCACUUUGGCACGGGCAUCUACCGGCGCAAGGGUCACUUGAACGAGCGGGCCUUCUCGUACAGCAUCAGGGCGGAGCACAGGAGCCGGAGCCACGGCAGUCUCGCUUCGCUGGGCUUUGCCGGGCAGCAGCCGCAACAACAGCACCACCAGAACGGCGGGGUCAUGCCCAAGGAGGAGAAGAAGGACAGGGAGAUGGCCCAUCUGGUGGCGGGUCUGAGCCUCGACGACGGUCUCGGCCAGCGGAACGGCAAUUACCACCCGCAGCCCUUACCCAGGCCCAAGGCCCGCUAA